ACACACACUCAUCACACAAACACACAUUCGCACACGCCCGCGCCGCGCGCUCGCCCGCUAGCUCUCCCACGCAGGCGGAAUGCAGCAGCGCUCGGGGAGCUUGUCUGCAGCCGCUGCCUGAAUGCACCUCGCUGCCAGUAGUCUUGCAGCCCAAUAGGGCGCAAGGGAGGAAGCUUGGCCGCCGGAGCCUGGACAGUUUCAGACAGUGCAGACUCACCACAUGGUUUGAGAAAUGGCUGUAGGGAACAACACUCAACGCAGUUACUCCAUUAUCCCAUGUUUUAUAUUUGUUGAGCUUGUCAUCAUGGCUGGGACAGUGCUGCUUGCCUACUACUUCGAAUGCACUGACACUUUUCAGGUGCAUAUCCAAGGAUUCUUCUGUCAGGAUGGAGACUUAAUGAAGCCUUACCCGGGGACGGAGGAAGAAAGCUUCAUCACCCCUCUGGUGCUCUAUUGCGUUCUGGCUGCCACUCCAACUGCUAUUAUUUUUAUUGGUGAAAUAUCCAUGUAUUUCAUAAAAUCAACAAGGGAGUCCCUGAUUGCUGAGGAGAAAACAAUCCUAACAGGGGAAUGCUGUUACCUGAACCCCUUACUCCGAAGGAUCAUCAGAUUCAUAGGGGUAUUUGCAUUUGGACUUUUUGCUACUGACAUUUUUGUAAACGCCGGGCAAGUGGUCACUGGUCACCUAACACCAUACUUCCUGACAGUGUGCCAGCCCAACUAUACUAGUACGGACUGCCGGGCACACCACCAGUUCAUCAACAAUGGUAACAUCUGCACUGGGGACCUGGAAGUGGUCGAACAGGCUCGGAGGUCCUUCCCCUCCAAACACGCUGCCCUGAGCAUUUACUCUGCUCUAUACGCCACGAUGUACAUCACAAGCACAAUCAAGACGAAGAGCAGUCGACUGGCCAAGCCAGUGCUGUGUUUGGGGACUCUCUGUACAGCCUUCCUGACAGGCCUCAACCGGGUCUCAGAGUACCGGAACCACUGUUCGGAUGUGAUCGCCGGCUUCAUCCUGGGCACCGCAGUAGCCCUGUUCCUGGGAAUGUGUGUGGUUCAUAACUUUAAAGGAACACAAGGCUCUCCUUCCAAACCCAAACCCGAGGAUCCCCGUGGAGUUCCUUUGAUGGCUUUCCCAAGGAUAGAAAGCCCUCUGGAAACCCUAAGUGCACAGAACCACUCAGCCUCCAUGACCGAAGUCACCUGAAGUGAAUGAAGAGAUGCAGCUGUAUUUCGUUUCUUUCUUUCUUUUUUUUCCAACAACCUUCCAGUUCAACACUUCAAAACACACAGUGACUUCAGUGAAACUGUGAAUACAAGUAUUAUGUUUAUCUAGUUAGAGGCUAAUGUUUUGUACAUUUUUUGUAUUAAAAAGUGAUGUAGCUUGCCCUGAUCUUUUUUUUGUCAGCUUUAAUAUAUUUAUGCCAGAAUUUUAAAACCAACAAAAUUUUCCUCUUGUUCAAGUGUGCAUUUAUUCGAUGAUUGAUGUUGUUUUGUGAUAUUUGUACGCAAAUCUUUUCUCAGUUUUAUAGACACAAAUAAGGUGAACGGUCCACUUUAACCCUUAUUACCACAGCUGCUGCCUCCCCCAGAGUUUUCAAUUUUAAUACGAGUUAAACUUUUGAGUUACAGGAAGGACCAUGGUGGUUAAUUGUAAAUAUCAAAAUCAAUCUUGGGGAAAAAAAAAAAAUAUUUGAAGAGAACAAACAUCAUGUUCUGUUCUGUUAAUAAUUUAUUGAAUUCCCAAUUAAAGAGACAGUGGCAUACUGGUGAAGAAUCCUGGUUUCCUAACUAUUGACAGAAGCCAACAUUGGGGGUGGGGUGGUUAUAUGACUCUUUCUUAGAUAAUGGCCUCGCCCACCUAAGGAACUCACGGUCAGUCUGGAAUUCUGUCCUUGGGCAGGCAGGUGACACUGUAGCCUUCUAUCCAAAAGAGCAGCUAGCACCAGCCUUUCCUGCCAACUCAACAGUUUUGUAUUCAUAUUGUAUGGACUUUUUAUGAAAAAGAAUAUUUUCCAGUUUGCACAGUAUUAUUUUACAGAAAGGACGUCAGAGCACCUACAACGUAGGGCCCAGAGCAACAUCUUCACUUGGGGGCUUCUAACUGUUCUUGGGUUUUAACUGCAUCCCGUUUUCUAGCAUGGUGUAAUGUGUCCCCACCAUCUGUAUCUCUCAAAAUGUUUUCUUGACACAUCAUGUCAGCUCUUAGCUUUUUUUGUACAUAUUUUUUUUCUAAAUAGAAGAAAAAAAAAGUUAUCACAAAAUGUAUUCUGACUCAUGUCCUUUGUUUGACAUUUCACUCAGUGAUGUUUGAAGGACCAUGGAAUGACCCACAAGUGUUUGUGCUUCGCAGUUCUCAGGAGCUGAGAUUAAAUGGACUGAGUUGGAACAUGACAGAAAGGUCAUUCAGACAGAAAGGAGAGGGAAGAAGGGAGAGAAGGUGAAUGGGAAUGGAUAUGCAUGGUGUACAUGCAUAUGUGUUUGAUAAAAUGAAAGAAUUCCAUAAUUUAUUACAACAUUCAAAUGUACUUUCUGGAUUCCUAGUGCAAUACCUUAAUCUUCAGUCUGCCUUGAAGUUUUCAAUAAACACUUAAUCUUCUUUUAGGAACAAAAGUUACCUCUGCUAAAACUUUCCUUGUCCCCGAUUCCUCCGCUGUUCGCCUAAACUCUCUUAUAUACAUUCAUAUACAUCUUCUAAGUAGGGUCUGACUAAAGUUGGAGAAAAGAGCAAGUAGCUAGGCUCUAUUAAUCCCUAAUACUAAACUACCUGCCCCCACAUAUAUAAUGCAAUCUGUUGUUUUCAGUGCAACAAGCCCAGGGAAGACAGAUAAAAGUAAAACACCGUGACACACAUCAGUCCUAAUAUUGUGUUCCAGCUCUGCCUAGUUCUUAUUUCUAUUCUUUCUGUUUCAUGAAAAUGUCUCUGAAUCAAGUUAAGCCCUUUUUGGGGUGGUAUGUCUACUUAGAUGGUUUAUGGAUGCUACGAGGUGAAAGAAAUCCCAAGAAAGAGUCAUUUGCAAACUCUGAGCUCUCUCCUUUCCUGUAAACUAACUGUAAUAUCAUCCACUGUCAGAAUGGCUCCUUUUAUUUACCUAAACAUAUAGGAUUUUUGUAGAAAAGAAAUAAAAAGAUUUUUUUUAAUUUUUUUUUCUAAAACAUAAAAAAAAUGGAGGUGGGCAAAAUUGAUGGUUUGUUACCCAUUUCAUGUCACACUGAAAGGCCUAUUUGUUC
Messenger RNA from Onychomys torridus (southern grasshopper mouse), 3234 nucleotides. RefSeq names its product phospholipid phosphatase related 1 (gene Plppr1). The record is from RefSeq and is a predicted model, not a curated record. The coding region runs from base 233 to 1210 and encodes 325 amino acids. NCBI's taxonomy places the organism in Eukaryota, Metazoa, Chordata, Mammalia, Rodentia, Cricetidae. The transcript has 8 exons. Gene Ontology annotation, biological process: signal transduction; phospholipid metabolic process; phospholipid dephosphorylation. Gene Ontology annotation, molecular function: phosphatidate phosphatase activity.